Molecule: messenger RNA, 1801 nt
Organism: Ochotona curzoniae (black-lipped pika)
Lineage: Eukaryota; Metazoa; Chordata; Mammalia; Lagomorpha; Ochotonidae
Gene: CLIC6
Product: chloride intracellular channel 6
Exons: 6
Coding region: 1-1800 (599 amino acids)
Cellular component (GO): plasma membrane
Molecular function (GO): D2 dopamine receptor binding; D3 dopamine receptor binding; D4 dopamine receptor binding
Source: RefSeq, a predicted model, not a curated record
AUGGCCGAGGCCGCGGUGGCGGAGGGAGGCGCUCCGGGUCCUCAGGGGCAGCCCGAGGACUCAGCACUUACGGAAGAGAGACCGGGAGAAGUGGCGCCCGCCGGCCGGGAGGCAAACGAGGGCGAAGCGGAGACGCCGAGGGGCGAGGGGGCGGGUGCAGCCGCGACAGCCGCGGCGACGGAGGAAGAAGGCGGGGGGCCAGACGCAGUGGGCGCGCAAGAGCAGGUAGUGGGCACGGACGAGCAGGUGCCGGGAGCGGGCACGGAAUCGGAGGUUGAGACGCCAGACACGAAGGGGGCGCAAGGCGAGGGGGAGGUCGAGGAGCGGGCGCAGGAGGGUACCGAGGGGCCCCAGCUAGGGGAGGAGGCGAACGACACCGAGCAGGUGGAGGAGGCGAGUCCGGGGAGCGCAGUGCAGAGCGAGGCUGCCGAGGGGGCUGAGCAGCAGGUGGUGGACCCUGCGACCCCAGAGGCGCAGGAGGAGGCCGAGCCGGAGGAGGAGGCCGAGCCGGAGCCGGAGGCGGGAGACAGCGUCCCCGGGGCGCCGGGGGACAGUGUAGACCCGGGAGACAGCAUGGACGCAGAGGGGUCGGCGGCAGGCGCGCAAGGGCCCGAGGGUGAGCCACAGGACCUGGGGGGUUGCAGGCCCCAAUCCCAGGCCGAGGCGACUGAAGUCGCAGGGGUGGAGAGUGAGGGCCACAGCCCAGGGGAAUGUGUGGCGGGCGCAGAGGCGGAGGCGGUGGAGAAGGACGCGGUGGAGAAGGCAGAGGCGGGUCCCGGGCAGCCAGAGGGGGCAGAAGCUCGCGAGGAUGGUGACCAGGACAGACCCGAGGGAGGGACGGAGCAGCAGGUGGAGGGACAGGAGCCGGGCCCGGAGGGGCAGAACGCCGACGCCGCCGUCGGGGACCAGGAAGGGACCCUGAACGGCAGCCCCGAUGGAGAGGCGGCGCCGUCCACGCAGGUCGUGCAGCAGACGGAGUUGAGCAAUCACUUGGCGGAGGGCGGCGGCGAGCGCGACGAGGGCCCAGCGCCAGUGAACGGCCGUGGGGAGGACGGCGAGGCCUUGGAGCAGGGGCACCCGGGCCAGGAGCACGACAUCACCCUCUUCGUGAAGGCUGGCUAUGACGGUGAGAGUAUUGGAAAUUGCCCAUUUUCUCAACGUCUCUUUAUGAUUCUCUGGCUAAAGGGUGUUAUAUUUAAUGUGACAACAGUGGACCUGAAGAGGAAACCCGCAGAUCUGCAGAACCUAGCUCCUGGCACCAACCCGCCCUUUAUGACGUUUGAUGGUGAUGUCAAGACGGACGUGAACAAGAUCGAGGAGUUUUUGGAGGAGAAACUGGCUCCACCGAGGUACCCUAAGCUGGGGCCCCAGCACCCUGAAUCUAACUCAGCAGGAAACGAUGUCUUUGCCAAGUUCUCAGCCUUUAUCAAGAACACCAAGAAGGAUGCCAACGAGAUUUAUGAAAAGAACCUGCUAAAGGCCCUGAAGAAGCUGGAUACGUACCUAAACAGCCCUCUGCCGGAUGAAAUAGAUGCCGACAGCCCUGAGGACGUCGCUGUUUCUGGAAGGAAGUUCCUGGAUGGAGAUGAGCUCACACUGGCCGAUUGCAACCUCUUACCCAAGCUGCACAUCAUUAAGAUUGUGACCAAGAAAUACAGAGAUUUCGAAUUUCCUUCUGAAAUGACUGGGCUCUGGAGAUACUUGAACAAUGCUUACGCCAGGGACGAGUUCAUAAACACAUGUCCAGCCGACCAGGAAAUUGAACACGCGUAUUCAGAUGUUGCAAAAAGGAUGAAGUGAA